Molecule: messenger RNA, 1549 nt
Organism: Cryptomeria japonica (Japanese cedar)
Lineage: Eukaryota; Viridiplantae; Streptophyta; Pinopsida; Cupressales; Cupressaceae
Product: probable protein phosphatase 2C 60
Exons: 12
Coding region: 285-1367 (360 amino acids)
Biological process (GO): protein dephosphorylation
Molecular function (GO): protein serine/threonine phosphatase activity; cation binding
Source: RefSeq, a predicted model, not a curated record
GUGCUAGCCUGCAGAAGGAUGUGACAAUAAGAGAGCUUAUCAUCACACUAAAUAACAGUAGCUGGCAGGAGAAGUGGGCCAUUAAUCCAGAUAUAGCUUUCGUGUGUCUUACGUCACUACAGCCGUCGGAUUCUAUCUCGCCCGCUUUAUUCUCUCGACAAUUCAGCGCGAUUGGCGGCAUGGUGGGUUAGAUCCGUUCAAUCAUCUCUGGCUCAGCCAUCAAUUCUUUGACCUAUUCUAAUUUGUUGGCAUCUGACCACAGGAAGCUCUUUCUGUAAAUUGCAAUGGGAUUAUAUCUCAGUAGUCCAAAGACAGAUAAAUUUUCAGAAGAUGGUGAAAAUGAUAGAGUAAGAUAUGGCUUAUCUUCUAUGCAAGGAUGGCGUGCAAGUAUGGAAGAUGCAGUGAGUGAUCAUCUGGCACCCAGUUGUGCAUUUGUUUCAUGCAUCUGUCAUGCAGCAAUUCCAGAUCUUGAUAGUUGCACAUCAUUCUUUGGUGUUUAUGAUGGUCAUGGAGGGAAAGUUGUUGCCAAGUUUUGUGCCAAGUACCUUCACACACAAGUUGUUAAAAAUGAGGUGUAUGCAAAGGGCGAAUUAUGUGAAAGCCUUCAAAGAGCUUUUUUCAGGAUGGAUGAAAUGAUGCGUGGACAAAGAGGAUGGAGAGAAUUGGCUAUACUAGGGGAUAAGUUCAACAGAUUUACUGGCUAUUUGGAGGGAUUUAUUUGGUCUUCUCCCAAGCAUACAGAAGGCAAAGAUGAAAAACAAGAAGACAAUUGGGCAUUUGAACCAGGGCCACAUGCAGACUUUUCUGGGCCAAGUUCAGGAAGCACAGCAUGUGUUGCGCUUAUACGAGACAGUAAACUUAUUGUUGCAAAUGCUGGUGAUUCACGUUGUGUUCUUGCAAGGAAGGGUCAGGCUAUCGAGAUGUCACAAGACCACAAGCCAGAGCUUGAAAAUGAAAGGGAGAGAAUUCUUCGGGCAGGAGGCUUUAUUCAUGCGGGUCGUGUCAACGGAAGUUUAAAUUUGGCCAGGGCUAUUGGAGACAUGGAAUUCAAACAAAAUAAAUUUCUCUCUGCAGACAAGCAAAUUGUAACAGCUGAUCCAGAUAUAAAUAACGUGGAUCUGUGUGAGGAUGACGAGUUCAUUGUUUUAGCAUGUGAUGGAGUCUGGGAUGUCAUGACAAGCCAGCAGGUCGUUGAUUUUGUGCGUGAAAACAUUAACAAUGAGGCUAAGCUUUCAACAGUUUGUGAGAAGCUGCUUUCUAAAUGUCUUGCGCCAUCAACAACUUUAGGUGAGGGUUGUGACAACAUGACCAUUAUCAUAGUGCAAUUCAGGAAAAAAUCUCAAAUAGAAGGCAAUGUGAGCACAUAAGAUUCAUAUUGACUUUCCAAAUUUUUACUGACUAUUAUGUAAAGUUUACACAUGCUUCCGGUUUUUAUGUAUUCAGAUAUUGUACUCAUCUACUCUAUGAUAGUGAAAAAUGUAACCAUAAUAACUCCAAAUGUCAUUCAGAUAUUCAAUGUUCAUAAGUAUUCGUGUUUUCAAAAGAUUUA